AUGUCGCAAGACGCGGAUGGUUCGAGCUACAGCGCCGAUGAUGAACGAAUCAUCAAAAUCCCGCUGAACAACGACAGAUUAGACCAAAGUGUGUUGGCUGCAAAACGAGCCACAACACAAUUUCAAGGGGCCUCGAAAUACGAUCAGGACAAGUUCGCUGUCGCAGCAUCGAUGCUGACGGAGAAGCUCAACGGCUUCGGAUCGUUACCAGGUCAAAACGGGACACCAGUGGAACGAAUGAUGCGAGAUCUGAACACUGGUUAUUUCGAUGCGUUUGAGGGUCGGGAUGACGAACAAAUGUUCAAGAAGUUCAAGGGUGUAAGAAGGGGAGACACUCUCCGGGUUCCCCAAUUCUGGUCCAUGAUCAUACAGUCACACCUUAUUAUCACCUGCGGACCGAGUGCUCUCCACGAACUCUUCGACGGCAGUGUUGAGUUUAUCUCUGGGGACUACCUUCGUACAGACGGACCCAGUCUAGUUCAGGUCACCGAUUUCUACGGACAAGUCACGUACGUACCGCUCAAGCUGUGCUCAACAUACGUCGCACUACGUCGUAACAUUGAGAGCAAGUGUCUCGAAGACAGCGAAGAAGAUAGUGAAGACUAUGUCAUACAUCUGGGGUCAGAUGACUCAGUACUGGAGGCAGACCAAUGGCCACACAUCAUGAAAUCCGAACGAUCUGCAAUGAUCGUUUUGCGUCUCAAUCGGAAGAGCACGAGUAGGGAUAUGUCCUUGAUCGAUCGUUCACGUAGUGAACAAGGAAAGAUUGAGUAUGGUGAUCUAAGCUCCGAACAUAACUCAACAGAUGAAGAUAAGACUAAAGCACUUAUCCUAAGGCGACAUUUCAACGAUGUCGAGCAGAGUCGCCAAUCGAAAUACGUUGGCGCAACCAGUGAACUUUUAGCAAGGCAAGGUUAUGUCGUGAAUGACCCCGACUCGCUCGUGGGUGGCAGCAACCCUAUUACUAGCCCGAAGCCGAUCAUCUUCCGCCGUCCAGAACGUAUGGUAAGGCCGCCUUUUGCACAAGAUGGCCUUCAUGUUGCCAGGGCCAUUACGUAUGAGAGCGAAAAUGCGGUUCAAAUCAGCAGUAGUUCGUAUGCAUCCAUUGUUGGCACCAAAGAGCUUGCUGGUGAGGCUCUAUCGUUCGCGGAAAGAGUCAGUAGUACAUCAUUGGUUGGUGAUGCAGUCGAGUCGCCGCACAGUUCAAGGGAGUCUCAUGUACCUGACAUCAUCGACAUAGAAGACGAAGAAAAGCCUUCCGGCUCUUUCGAACUUGCGCCUGAUGUCUACGAUACGAAAGGAUACACAGAAAAAGAUGCUCAGGGUUCGUUCUCAUCAUCAUCUCGCUCAAUCAACGAGCGAGAUCAUCCUGAGUCUGAAGAAGAAGAGGCCACGUUAGGAGCGACACGGAAUGCGAUAUCAGAUUGUGAAGAGGGCGUGGAACCUGGAGUAAAAGCCAAAGCUCGCUUUUCACAAAGUCAACCCAACUUGCACGUUGCCACACAAGAUGCCCCAGGAUCAUUCAAAGGGGACGUAAAAGGGGAAGAGCUCGUUAAAUCAGAUCUACGACUACAGGAUGAUGCGAAUAUAAUCCAGGAAGAAAAGAGACGUCUCGGUAUCGAGGAUAACCCUGGAGACCUAAGGGAUCUUGUGGGGUUACAAGUCAAAGACCUUAAAGGACUAAUAAGUGAAGAAGUUGCUGCUGCGUUGAGGCACAACACUGAUCAAGUCAACCGAGAUGUCCAAAAGCAACUAGAAGUUGAGCUCCGCAAUCGGCUCGCCAAGUCUGGCCUCCUUCCAAAUCUUAUCGAAGCCAUCAUCAAACAAGGAACCGACACAGCACCCGGAAGAGAAGAGCGAUCUCUACCUAACUAUACCAGGGUACCGACUAGUCAACUCGAUAGGGCUACUUUGCUUCACUUCAAUCUGCGAUUCCAGCAUGACAUACUUGAUCCUAACUUCUGGAUCAUCUUCCAACACCUGACAACAGAGGAUUUGCUGCCGAUGAUUAACCACACAUGCGACCGUCGUAUAGAGGCGCAUCUCGAAAGGGAGCGUCAAGAAGGAUCGCGCGCUCAAACACAAGAGCGACAAGAGCAGAAUCCGCCAAUGGAUGCGUCUCCGUCCGAACAUCUGAUGUCAGAACUGAUUCAGAAGCGGAGACCUAUGUCACGGCGAGAAGAGUCACCCAAUGGCAAAUGGCUCUGA
Alternaria conjuncta is the source of this 2208-nucleotide messenger RNA. RefSeq lists its product as uncharacterized. NCBI's taxonomy places the organism in Eukaryota, Fungi, Ascomycota, Dothideomycetes, Pleosporales, Pleosporaceae. The transcript is spliced from 6 exons. The record is from RefSeq and is a predicted model, not a curated record. The coding region runs from base 1 to 2208 and encodes 735 amino acids.